AUGCUUCAAUUACCUAGGCAGAGUCCUCCCGGUUCGGCCCCCUCUCCAGAUCCUGUUCCCUCUCCAGAUCCUGUUCCCUCUCCAGAUCCUGUCCCCGCGGGCAACUCCACUGCACAAGCGCCAGUCGGGGUACAAGCACAGCUUCCUGUCUUCAGAACGUUCCAUCACAAUGUUAUGUGGCAUCUUUGGACUGUUCUUUCGGUCGCCACAGCAGUCAUUCUUAUUUACCUCAACUUCAUCGGGCACGUAAUCGGCCCAGAACUUGGUCGGACGAAAGUCGAGACUAAGGCCGUACUCAACAUCCUUCUAUUCGUUGCAAAGGCCCAUGAGAUAGCCAUUGUGCUUAGCCUCGCCAAUCUAGCGCGCCAGUUAAUUCAGAGCUCACUCAUCAGUAAGAAAGGGACGAUACUUGCGCUUGUCGGGGCCGAGCAAGUGACCGCAACACCAAGCGUACUCAUCUCGAAUGGCUACAGAUCGGCGCUCAAGUAUGGCUUACGUUAUUUCAGUGGCUCGAGUCGAAACGAGAGUAAAACCGUUAGGAGUAGGAGAAGGGCAGUUUUGACUAUAACAGGAUUCCUCCUCAUUGCGGCCGUUCUUUGCGCAACAGUCGGCCCUUCGAGCGCGGUGCUCAUGAUACCAGCUCAACACUGGUUCUUGCAGGAAACAUUGACCCAGGACACAAUCAUCGAUGACUGGAACAAGUCUUCAAUUUAUCCUUUCGACGAGGGCACAAAUCGACCAGGUCAUCCUUACAUAUUCAUUAGCCCGCUCGAUGUAAACGGUUCUUCGAUCUAUGGAACCCCCAUGUACUGGAACUAUACAGGCACUCAUUGGCAAGCAUCCGGAACCGGGUCGACGUCUGGGAGUGAUCCUUCCGAGCUAUACGUCCAGGACCUUCCUCAGGUAACGCAUACAUUUGACGUUUUCUCACACCGAUUAUCGGUGAACAGCAGUACAACUGCAACCUUGGGUCGUCCAUUGAAGGUAGAUUCCAAGUGGAACGGAGGGACGAGGUUUGAAACACUGAUGUAUGAUGAUGUUGAAUACGCAGGCCAAGCGAACAUCACGUACAAGCCUACCCGUAAAAAUAACGCAUCACCAACACAUUUCGUAACGACAAUCACGGCUGUAACAUCAACGGCGGUGUGUAGACGAGUACAGAGGUUAUCUUGCGACGGCCAGUCAACAGCAAUAACCAAUCCCACCACGGCCACUGAGUGGUGUUUUCAAGCUCCCACAACGGAGGGCGUCGGCAAUAAAUUAUUCAGAAAUAAAGAUCUUCUACUUCUUGUCGAUUAUCCCCAAAACUCUUCCGGCCAGAGAGCAAUGGAUGAAAAAAAUCAGCUUUUAGAUACCUGGCACCCAAGGUUUCACAUCACUGAGGGUCCCGGUCUACCAUCGCGUAGUGAUUUUACCGACUCUAUUCUAUUCGUAUUUGAAUUUGCCGAAGACCUCAUUGUCUGUACGAAUACGGCGUCGUUGACAUCUGCAACGGCAACCCUAGCCGGUCAGCUUUACGAUGUCUACCAAGCCGAGUAUCAUCCCAAUUUAGUGUAUGAGUACGCCGACAAGUCUACUUUCGAGAGAAAAUCACCAAACUUCAUCUUUCGCAAAGGCUGGUUGGAUUAUGAACACGCGCUUGGAGAUGUAUAUGAGGUGUCUAGCAAUGCCUCCGUCUCGAAAGCGAACAUGACUCGUUCCGACCGUGGAGCAACCAAAAGUGAGGAUUUGCGGCUAUGGGCGGAAAAACUGGUGAAUUCGACGAACCACAGAGGCUUGCCGAUAUGGCAACCGCUGGCCGCCGGACUGAGUACCGAGGAACUGAAAAGGAAGAACGAUCAACUCGCGGGAAAUGAUAUGGCAAUAUUGACCGACCUUAUUGAAGCGUCAACGGUAGAGGUGGUAGUGGGUGGGCCCUGGAUCACCAUACUGUCGUUACUGGAUCGCAGCCUAAGCCAGUAUGCGUUGACGCAUUCUGAUUACUCCUAUCGUGACACGGGGAGCUCGGUACCCAAAGAACUGUUCGCUCCUGGCUCACUUAUUGAGAAGAUUGAUGACUAUCGUUCUUUUGUCUAUACACCAGUUUUGGUCCAGCACUUUCUUUAUGGGUACAUGGUGGUGGGUGUAACAGGAAUACUUGCAAUAGCUGUAUUGAUGGUAUAUAUGGUUGUCGCUUGCUGCGGUUCAAUCUGGCAGCUUUCCCGGGGGGGUGAUGUGAUAAUAGCCUGGGGAUCUGUCCCCGAGUAUCUGUUGCUAGGAGAGAGCACUGCUACAGAGCUGGGGAGAUUGGGGUACGCACAUGUUGGGGGGAGAGAUAAGACCAGAUAUGAAUGUGGUGUACGUGUUGAUCGUGCAGCGGACGGGGAAUAUUAUGGUAUCAAGCUGGGAGACGCCGAGGUUUCGGAGGUUCAAGUGAGGUAA
Messenger RNA from Morchella sextelata, 2421 nucleotides. RefSeq lists its product as uncharacterized. The record is from RefSeq and is a predicted model, not a curated record. NCBI's taxonomy places the organism in Eukaryota, Fungi, Ascomycota, Pezizomycetes, Pezizales, Morchellaceae. The transcript has a single exon. The coding region runs from base 1 to 2421 and encodes 806 amino acids.